GCUGCGAUUGGCAGGCGCGGUCUGUCCCGUGACGGAGAGAGUCGCCCAGCGCCCGAGAUCACAUGACUCCGCUUAGCAACAGCGCGGGCUUCCUUAGCAGCGAGCCCUAGUGCCCACGGUGUGGGGCGAGCUGGCCGGGCCCCCGAGCGUCCCGGGGGAUCGCGUGGCCGCCUUCGCCUGGGCCUUCGCCGGCUUCUGCGCCCUCCGCCUGCUGGGCAUGUUGGGCCCCGGCUGGCUGGCGAGCGGGCCGAGCUUCUAGGGAGGUGGCAGUGGCAGGCUGGGUGGGUGAUGGGCGGGCGGGUGUGGGGCAGGCUGAAUGGACAGGUGGCUGCGGGAUAGGCUGGGCAGGUGGCUGGGGGGCAAGUGAGUGGAUGGUUGCAUGGCAGGAUGGGUGGCAAUUGGGCAGGUGGCUGGGGGGCAAGUGAGUGGAUGGUUGCAUGGCAGGAUGGGUGGCAAUUGGGCAGGUGGCUGGGGGGCAAGUGAGUGGACGGUUGCAUGGCAGGAUGGGUGGCAGUUGGGCAGGUGGCUGGGUGGCAGGCUAGUCUCACGCGCCCGUGUGUAGAUUUCCUUCCCCGUCCCCCAGUCUGAGUGAGGCCGGAAUUUGCCGCGUCAGAUGGGCGUUUAAAGUUUAGAAACCUGUUACUGGUCAUUCUCACAUGCACGUUCUACCAUCUCUUGACAGGUACGUCGAGUCUUAUUCGGAGGUAAAAUUCACCUGUGUGGAGGCCCAACGUAGAGCCUGGCCUGUUUCAUGUGAAAAUGAGUCGGUUAUACGAUACCAUAGAGCCAAAUGUGAUUGAUGAAGAGCUGCUUCAAAAAGCUGUGGAAGAGCAAGGGCCCCAAGAGGAAUUAGGACAGCUUGCCAAAAGGGAAGGCAUUGAUUACAAAGAUGUCUUAGAGCUACAGCUUGAUUUUAGAAAUUUGUCCUUCAACAAUAUUGAAGUCAUUGAAGGUCUGGAGGCUCUGGUUAAACUGCAGGACUUGAGCCUCUACAAUAAUAGAAUAUCUAAGAUUGAGAAUCUGGACACGCUACAAGAACUACAGGUCUUCUCUAUAGGAAACAAUAAUCUAACUGCUUUGGAAAAUGUGGUCUAUCUCCGGAAGUUUAAAAACCUACGCACAUUGAAUCUCACUGGGAACCCUGUCUGCGAAAAUGAACAAUAUUCAAUGUUUAUUGCCGCUCACCUUCCAGAUCUGGUGUACUUGGACUUCAGGCUUCUGGAUGACAACACACGAGAACUUGCAGAAAUAAAAUAUCAGUAUGCCAUUGAUGAGCUAAAGCAAGGGGAAGCUCAGGCCCUGGCUAAGCUGGUGGAAGAGCAGGCUAAGCAGAAAGAGUUGGAGCACCACACGGCUGCUUACGUCGAGUACCUGAAUGGAUCCUUCUUAUUUGAGAGUAUGUAUGCAGAAGAUACAGAAGCUGCCAGGCUGGCUUACCUCCCUGGAAUGGCUGACCUGCUGGAGACAUACAAGAGUAAAUUUGUAUUAAUUUGUGAGAAUCUUUUUGCCUAUGGUCUGAAAGAGCAUGAAAAGCGACAAGCUGAAGUCUCAACCUUCUACGAGUGCCUUCAAGAAGCGAUACAGGACAGUCAACAACAGGGCACAAAAAUAAUCCUAGAUUUUGAAAAUGACAACCAGGGGCAGUUGGACGUCAUUCAAAACAUGAGUAAUUUUGAGAUUGCGGACUUUAAACUCGUAAAGUACAAUGAGGACAUCAGUCAGCUGUCGGACACACUUAUGACCCUGGAAAUGCAGACGGUUGACCAGCUAGAGGAAAUAAUAAAGGAUUUUGAAAGAAACAUUGCUGACCAGGUGUCAACAUUUAUUGAGAACGUCCAAGGGAUGAUGGCUCAAUGCCGGGAUCUAGAAAAUCAUCACCACGAGAAACUGCUGGAGAUCGCAAUCAACACGCUGGAGAAGAUAGUCAAGAGCGAGUUUGAUGAGGAGAUGCCAGAUGAUGCUCGACUGCUUUUUGUGGACAAAGACACCAUCGUCAAUGCAGUGAACGCCUCCCACGAUAUCCACCUGCUGAAGAUCGAUAACAGAGAGGAUGACAUCAUCACCAAAGCCAAUAGCUGGUCCUCUUCGGUGAUUGAGGAGGUUCACAAGAACGAGAUCAGCAGAAACCGCAACCGUGUGAGAGAGAUUAAUCAAUACAUUGACCAUCUGCAGGAGGAGCUGGACAACAUGGAAAGCCUGGAACAGAUGGAGUAGGCCAACAGUGGCUCCCCUGUUAGGACACAGGCCUUGGUGAGGCGCACCUGUUAAUCACCAUUUCCGACAGCCCCCAUGUAAAUACUCACUGAUUGGGGAUGUUUCAUCCUGGGGUGUGAACCCUCCCCCCCUCCCCGAUCAUAUGCAAAUAAAAAUACCAGUUUAGUUUGGAAAAGUU
Molecule: messenger RNA, 2392 nt
Organism: Chelonia mydas (Green sea turtle)
Lineage: Eukaryota; Metazoa; Chordata; Testudines; Cheloniidae
Gene: DRC3
Product: dynein regulatory complex subunit 3
Exons: 12
Coding region: 760-2214 (484 amino acids)
Molecular function (GO): protein binding
Source: RefSeq, a predicted model, not a curated record